Messenger RNA from Magallana angulata, 1192 nucleotides. Its product is annotated as 26S proteasome non-ATPase regulatory subunit 10-like. Gene Ontology annotation, molecular function: protein binding. Lineage: Eukaryota; Metazoa; Mollusca; Bivalvia; Ostreida; Ostreidae. The transcript is spliced from 3 exons. Bases 87 to 878 code for a protein of 263 amino acids. The record is from RefSeq and is a predicted model, not a curated record.
UCCCACUCACUAAACAUUGUCCUCUUAACUUUAGGCAUAGCUAUUCAGCAUCCCAUAUUCUACUAAGUUUUAGCAAGAAGGGAAGAAUGCAAAGCAAGCAGAAUUUCCAACACUCGUCCAGUUUACCUUCUUUUUCGCCGCUUUUGGACAGAAGGAUAACGCGUGGACGAGCUGCUUCUGAACCUCUGAAUCUCUUUGCCUUGGGAGACGAGAUCACCUCAAAGAAUGCCAAAGGACAGACAGUGCUGUUCUAUGCCAUCCGUUUUGGACACAAAUGUUUCGCUAAAGAGUUGAUAGAGAAGGGCUGUGACCCAAACGAGGCUGAUGCUGAGAGUCACUAUCCCCUACACGAGGCCGUGGAUCAGUCUGAUGCUGCCAUGAUAAGUCUUCUACAUGAACACGGUGCCCGCCUUGAUGUCAAGAACAUGUUGGGGCAGACUCCAUUAAUGAGAGCUGUUCUGUUUGAUGAUGUACCCAUCAUGCAAGUCUUACUUAAAGCAGGUGCAGAUCCCUACCAAAAAGACAUUUCGGGUCAGAAUAUUUUCGAGUACGCAAUAAGUACAGGUAGAGAGAACACCUGCCUUUACCUACUAGAGAAUGGAUACGACACUCUGACCCAGGACAAGUUACACCUGAGUCACCUUCAGAUGUCGGAGAGGUCCAAAGGCGUGCUCACAUCUUUCACCUCUCUCCUGACUGCAAUUAAGAAAAAGAAGGGAAAGAUCCACACCAAACUUACAGAGAAAGCCCAAAACGUAGCCUUAUUGAAAAUCAAUCGGAAGUUCGCAAGAAAAAACAUUUUAAAGAAGAAAAGGGCUGAGUCUUCACGCUAUCAAGACAUUAAGCUUCCCAGUUUUGACAUAAUUAACAUUCAUUAAAAGUUUGUGAAUUAUUGUAAAAGAAAGAAAGAAAUCCAUCUUAUAUACAUGUUUUUAUUACAAAUAGUCUUGUCUUAAUUUAUUUUGUAUGUACUGUGUACAAAUUUUGGAUGAUUAAAUUGUAGUCGAACUAGUGAUGAUGUCGUUGAUUUUAGCUGGGAUGUUUAAUUUAUAUUCAUUGAGCAUGUACAUUCCUAAUCCAUCUUGCACUUUUUCGAAACCCUGGCAAUGAUUUUCGUUUUUUGUUCAUCAUGAAGUGUUGAUAUAGUUUAAUAUUCAAGAACUUAGAUAAUAAAACGCAAAGAGAUUCAAAA